Aspergillus clavatus NRRL 1 is the source of this 2235-nucleotide messenger RNA. Its product is annotated as putative sister chromatid separation protein (Src1). Gene Ontology annotation, molecular function: chromatin binding. Bases 1 to 2235 code for a protein of 744 amino acids. The record is from RefSeq and is a predicted model, not a curated record. The transcript has 2 exons. Gene Ontology annotation, cellular component: nuclear inner membrane. Lineage: Eukaryota; Fungi; Ascomycota; Eurotiomycetes; Eurotiales; Aspergillaceae.
AUGGCGGACGGAUUGGACUAUCUGUCCGCGGACUUCGACCUCAACUCACUCACUGUCCCCCGUCUACGCUCGAUCCUGGUCAGCCAUGACGUCCCCUACCCAGCCUCGGCGAAAAAGGCGCAGCUGAUCCGCAUUCUCGAGGAAGAGGUUCUGCCACAAGCGAAGAAACUGCUUCGCGAGCGCGACAGGGUCAAGAGAACCAGUGCUGGAAUCACAGAUAUGCCCAGCCGGGCGACAUCGGUGGCAAGCGACUAUGAUGGUCAACGGAGUGCCAGGGACUCCAUGCCGCCGCCGCCACCGACCCCGUCGACCGUUUCAACCGCGACCGGCACGCGCAGAGGACGCUCGAGGAUGAGCACGAGAGCCUCGACGGCCGAUAUGGAGGAGACUAUUGUGCCGACGACGCCAUCAACAGCGACACGGAGGACGGUUCCGAGGUCGGAGACGAAGCGCGUGCGCUCGGAACUGCGUGACGAUGGGCCUGCGACCCCGGUUGCUCGAGACUUGGUGACGCCUCGGAAGUCGACGGCUAGGAAACUCCGACUCAGUGAAGUUGCGCCUUCGAUUGAGCCGGCGCCAGUGCCAGUGCCCGUGGCUGUGCCUGCGUCAGCUCCGGUUGCGGUUAAGAUGGAGCCAAAGGAGGAUAGUGUGUUCACUGAUGAUAAUCCAUUUCAGAGUGGCAGCUCACCGGCCCCAUGGGAGAAGGGUUCAAGGAGUGUAAGUCGCGAUUUCAAGCGCAAGAGCAGUGGGCGGCUUUCUACGGCUAGUCCUGCACUGAGCCAUGGACUGCGACCACGGAAGUCUGAAACGCCGUUCGAUAUGCAGGAUGAUAUCUCUUCUGUUGCUACGAGGUCUCCCUUUGGAUCACCAGCGGCCCGGCCGGGCUCUCGAGGUAUGGACGUUGACAGUGAAGAGGAUGAGGAGGAGAUGAGUGAAAUAAGCGCUGGGGAGGAGUUCACUCCGGGCGAGCAGUUGGCCUUGGAGAGAGAUCAAGCUGAGUUGCUGUACCCCCCGACACCUCACCGCCGGCGCCGAGCCACAAAGCAGAGCACAGCGAGCAAAGCUGCUCCGUGGGUACUCAUCUUGUCUCUGAUCGGUAGCUUUGGUGCUUGGUGGCGGAAGGAAAAGAUCGAGAUUGGGUACUGUGGUCUGGGGAAGCCUACCUGGUCCCUGGCGGAGACUCGAGUGCCUGAGUGGGCGAGUGUGCUGGAACCGCAGUGUGAUCCAUGUCCUCCACAUGCAUUCUGCUACCCCAACUUUGAGGCACGGUGUGAGCAUGACUUCAUUCUGAAGCCGCAUCCUCUAUCGCUGGGAGGGUUGGUCCCUCUACCUCCAACCUGCGAGCCGGACAGCGAGAAAGCACGUCGCGUGAAGGCCGUAGCCGAAAAAGCCAUUGAAGAGCUCCGUGACCGACGAGCUAAAUUCGAAUGCGGAGAGGCCCUGGAGAAUGGUAAAGAAGUCACCUCCCCGGAAAUGAGCGAGUCGGAUCUGAAGCAGGUCAUUGGCAACAGACGCCGCAAGGGUAUGAGUGAUGCCGAGUUUGAUGAGCUAUGGAAAGGCGCACUAGGCGAACUCCUGGCAAAGGAUGAAAUCGUCAGCAAAACCCAACAACCCUCCGAUGUCCUCGUUCUCACAUCGACUUCCAUUGCACGACUCCCCUUUACGUGUGCCUUCCGCCGCUACAUCCGACUCUCUCUCCUCGCGUAUCGACUCCCUCUUUCAAUUCUGAUCUUGACCAUGAGCGCAGUAGUUUAUGCGCGAUCGAAGGUUCGUGCCCGGCGAUCUGAUGUUGCCCGCGUUCCAGAGCUAGUGGCGACUACGCUAGAUCGCCUGGCGACACAAGCGGCUUUGCAUGCCCGCGGUGAGGCCAGGGAGCCAUAUAUCCCUAUCGGCCAACUGCGAGAUGACGUCCUCCGCUUUGAACUACGCGGCAAGCGACGGGAAGAUCUCUGGAAACGGGUGCGCAGUGUGGUUGAGGGCAAUGCCAACAUUCGCGCUGCGGUCCGUGAAGGACGAGGUGGAGAUGUUGCGCGCGUGUGGGAAUGGAUUGGGGGCAUCAGCGGCGCGCAGACCAAAGCUCUUGAGAGUCAUUCUCCACGACUAGGGGACGGCCCGCAUCCGCUGGCGUAUUCGUCCCCAUCGCAUGAGGAAGCCCGUGCUUCCGCUGACGGUCAGGUCAUGGAGCCAAGCUCCAGGGAAGCUCGUCGCUGGGACGAGGGUAGACCGGUCUACUGA